Molecule: messenger RNA, 1314 nt
Organism: Cotesia glomerata
Lineage: Eukaryota; Metazoa; Arthropoda; Insecta; Hymenoptera; Braconidae
Exons: 1
Coding region: 49-1287 (412 amino acids)
Source: RefSeq, a predicted model, not a curated record
UAUUUAUCACGAUUAUUAUUAUUGUUAUUUUUAUAAAUUUAUCACAAAAUGGAUAAUCCUAACAUUUCUAUAGAACAAAAGAGAAUAUUAAUCACCACUAAAAUUACCAAAGUGUUAAAUGAGUUGACGGUCGGGAAUAUUACUGAUGCUGAUGCAUCCUUACGCCUUGUUAAAAUAAAAGAACUAUUUGAACAAUAUGACAUGAUCAUUGACGAACUUGAAAUGACUGAACCAGAGAAUGAUGAAGUAAAUCUAGCAGAGGAAGUAAGGACACUUUAUUACAAACUUGUCGGACAAGUAAAAACUUCAAAUCAAACUAUUAAUAAUUCACAAAAUGAUAAUUCUAAAGGAAACAAUUCAGGCGGUAAUAAUUCAACAUUUGAAACACAACGUUUAGCAAAACUUCCAACUAUUGAUUUACCUAAAUUCGACGGAAACUUAGAGAAUUGGCUAUCUUUCAAAAACACAUUUAAAACACUUAUUGAUACACGUAAUGAUCUUGAUGAUCUAAACAAAAUUUUAUCCCUCCGCGGAUGUUUAACUGGCUCAGCAGCUAACAAGCUAGCGCUUUUUGAUGCGAGUGCAGAAAAUUAUACUAAAGCUUGGGAUUUUUUAACUAAAACAUAUCAGAAGAAAAGAGCAUUAAUUUUUAAACAUUAUGACUCGAUACUUAAUCUCAAUACAAUUUCAAUCCCAACAACAGAUAAUUUAAACAAGUUGAUAGAUGAUGCUCGGCAACAUAUAAAUAAUUUACAGUCACUUCAAAUUAAUAUUACCGAAUCCUUACUUGUACGAAUAUUAGAAAAUAAAUUACCAUCAGAAAUUAAAAACAAAUGGCAAGAAACGUUCACUGACAACGACACUCUUCCAACAUUCGAAUCAUUUUGUGAAUUUGUCUCAAACUUUGCCUUCAGACUUAGUACACACAAACCCGAUAAACAUCGCGAUUCCGAUCAUUCCUCUAAACGAAGACGUAAUGAACACUCGAAUAAUAAUUUGAAGAAACAAAAAACUGACACGCCAGUUCGAGCUUUAGUGACAACCGCCUCUUCUGCCUGCCCAUGUUGCAAACACUUACAUCCGCUCUAUAAAUGUUACACAUUCAAUGCAUUAACUGUAGGAGAACGCAUAAAAUUUGUAAAAUCUAGUAAACUCUGUAAUAAUUGUCUUCGCGUACACAAAGGAACUUGCACUUCUAGCAGAUGUCGAGUCUGUAAGAAAUUCCAUCAUACUACAUUGCACAUUAAUCAAAAUGUAACUCAACAAACAAAUAAUGCUAAUGUAUAAAAAAAUAAUUCUGCUAAAAUCGAAUCA